Molecule: messenger RNA, 1365 nt
Organism: Physcomitrium patens
Lineage: Eukaryota; Viridiplantae; Streptophyta; Bryopsida; Funariales; Funariaceae
Product: fructose-bisphosphate aldolase, cytoplasmic isozyme 1
Biological process (GO): glycolytic process
Molecular function (GO): fructose-bisphosphate aldolase activity
Source: RefSeq, a predicted model, not a curated record
ACCGGCGUGAAGCCCUCUCUAGACAAAUCGAAGAUUGUUUUUGCGGCGUCUUGCUGGUGCUUUUUGGGGGCUGAAGAUCUGGGUGUGAUCGUUAUUGCGAGUUGGGUUUGGGUACUUUUCGUGGAUCUCCUUUGAUGUUUAGUGGGUAUUGUUUCUGAGAGUUCCGAGGUGUCUUGGUUAAGCUGUUUUGAGAAAUGGCGCCUUACUCGGGUAAGUAUGCUGAGGAGCUCCAGGCCACCGCCAAGUAUGUUGCCACCCCCGGGAAGGGUAUUCUUGCUGCCGAUGAGAGUACGGGUACCAUUGGGAAGCGGCUAUCGAGCAUCAAGGUUGAGAAUGUUGAGGCCAACAGGCAAGCUCUUAGAGAGCUUCUGUUCACCACUCCCGGGGUGGGCGAAUAUUUGAGUGGGGUCAUUCUCUUCGAAGAGACCCUGUACCAGAAAACUUCCGAUGGAAAGCCCUUUGUUGACGUCAUGAAGGAGAACGGCAUCAUUCCCGGAAUUAAGGUGGACAAAGGUACCAUUGAGCUUUGGGGAACGAAUGGAGAGACAACCACCCAGGGUUUCGACGACCUCCACAAGAGGUGUGCUGCGUACUACAACGCAGGUGCACGAUUCGCCAAGUGGAGAGCCGUGUUGAAGAUCGGAGCGCUUGAGCCCACCGAGCUUGCUAUCCAACAGAAUGCGCAAGGACUGGCAAGAUAUGCUAUCAUCUGCCAAGAGAAUGGUCUUGUGCCUAUCGUUGAGCCCGAGAUUCUUGUCGAUGGCUUACACUCCAUUGAAAAGUGUGCUGAGGUGACUGAGAAGGUGUUGGCUGCAUGCUACAAAGCCCUCAACGAUCAGAAUGUCCUGUUGGAAGGUACUCUUUUGAAACCGAACAUGGUGACGCCCGGAUCGGACGCCGAAAAGGUGUCCCCUGAGGUGGUUGCCCAGUACACUGUCCGGACUCUCCAAAGGACCGUCCCUCCUGCAGUUCCAGGCAUCGUUUUCUUGUCUGGCGGACAAUCCGAGGAGGAGGCUACCCGGAACUUGAAUGCAAUGAACGCGCUGAAGACAACCAAGCCCUGGACCCUGUCAUUCUCUUUUGGUCGUGCCUUGCAGGCCACCGUUUUGAAGACAUGGGGCGGGAAGAAGGAGAAUGUGAAGGCUGCACAGGAUGCUCUUCAUGUACGUGCUAAGGCCAACUCCGAAGCUACUUUGGGUACCUACGGUGGAAGCUCAACAGGUGAAGGCACAGAGAGCUUGCAUGUGAAGAACUACGUGUACUAGGUUUUACCCUUCUAGUGACAAGAGUUUCUCUUUGUAGAUCUGGCGUUUCUUAUGCUCUUUUAUUUUUUUAAAUAAACGUCUCUUGGUCAGUUCCCAACCA